Messenger RNA from Sarcophilus harrisii (Tasmanian devil), 1811 nucleotides. It is a transcript of the gene KCNMB4, whose product is annotated as potassium calcium-activated channel subfamily M regulatory beta subunit 4. Bases 34 to 666 code for a protein of 210 amino acids. The record is from RefSeq and is a predicted model, not a curated record. The transcript is spliced from 3 exons. Gene Ontology annotation, molecular function: calcium-activated potassium channel activity; potassium channel regulator activity. Lineage: Eukaryota; Metazoa; Chordata; Mammalia; Dasyuromorphia; Dasyuridae. Gene Ontology annotation, biological process: potassium ion transport; detection of calcium ion. Gene Ontology annotation, cellular component: voltage-gated potassium channel complex; membrane.
GAAGGCGCUUGGGCCCCUGUGGCAUUAGGGACUAUGGCGAAGAUCAGGGUGGCUUACGAGUACACGGAAGCGGAGGACAAAAGCAUCCGGCUAGGCUUGUUCCUCAUCAUCUCGGGCAUCGUAUCGCUGUUCAUCUUUGGCUUCUGCUGGCUGAGUCCGGCUCUGCAGGACCUGCAAGCCAAGGCGGCCAACUGUACCGUGCUGUCAGUGCAGCAGAUCGCUGAGGUGUUCGAGUGCACUUUCACCUGUGGCGCAGACUGCCGUGGCACCUCGCAGUACCCCUGUGUCCAGGUCUAUGUCAACAACUCCGAGUCCCACUCCCGGGCGCUGCUGCACCGCGACGAGCACCAGCUAUUAACCAACCCCAAGUGCUCAUAUAUUCCUCCUUGUGAAAGAGAAAAUCAGAAGAAUUUGGAAAGUGUCCUGACUUGGCAACAGUACUGGGAAGAUGAAAUUGGUUCUCAGCCAUUCACUUGCUAUUUUAAUCAGUAUCAGAGACCUGAUGAUGUGCUUCUGAAGCGUACCCAUGAUGAGAUCGUCCUAUUGCACUGCUUUCUUUGGCCUCUGGUGACCUUCCUGGUGGGAGUGCUUAUCGUGAUGCUGACCAUCUGUGCCAAGAGCCUGGCUGUCAGAGCAGAGGCUAUGAAAAAGCGGAAGUUCUCCUAAAGGGAAAUGGCAUCAGAGAAAGGAUCCAAAGAUCAAAAGGAGAUGAGAGGAAAUGUAUCAUACUUUACUCCCUUUCUCAUCAUCUUCUCAGCCCCCACAAAACCCAUUUUCAGCAUCUUGGGAAAUGUAUGUGUGGCCACUGUUCUCACAAAGAUUCCUACAAGAAAGUUCCACAAAUUAUCUCUGGAAGUUAUCCUUAAAGGCAAGAGGAAUGAGCAACCAAAAGGCUCAGAAUUGCACAUGUUGUAUUAGACAUUUCUGAGUCAUGGCUAACAUAAUAAGCUCCUACCUAUAUGAAAUGACCAUUUCAGAAAAUCCUGUAGAUUUAAUUUCAUUUGAAAAAAAAAUCCUACCAUUUGGUAUGAUGUAGAAUACAAACCAUGAUGACUAAUGCUAUUUAAAUAUUAAAGCAGAGUGGUCUUUUUCUUUUUUAAUGUCUGCUUUGUAUCCUGAAUACAGAGUACUGAGAGGUAAGGCUCUUUUAUAUUUCAUUUAAUUCUUGUGGGUAAAAGUUUCACUUUUCUGUGAAGAUUUCUGCACAAAACUGGACCUAAGUAUACUAACUUCCAUUACUGUAGUAAAUAUCAGUCUGGAGUAACCCACUCCAUUAAAAGUAGUCCCUAAUUCUUGGUUGCAAGAGUAAUACAUUUCUACUAACAUCAAUUUUUUGUGAUACUUAAGCAAGAUGAGUUCUUGGAUUAGGAAGAAUUAUCCUAAAACUGAAUUCCCUCUAGCUAAAUAUUUAUUCUUAGUAGAAAUCUUAUUAAAGAUUACCAGAAAUGGUGGUGUGUAUGUCUGUGUGUGGGUGUAUAUGUAAGUGGGGAGAGAUUCUUCCUUCUUUUGGCUUAUAUGCUCAUACUCAAGAUACUUGCAAGGCAUACAUCAGUAUCUUGAAAUUGACCUUCCACCCUUUUUUGGAUGCUUACUGUUCACAGUGUGAUGGAAUAAAGUUUUAAUUGAAGAAGGAAAGAACAUUUGAAUGAAUGAUCAUUAAUCCCAACUAUCCUUAAAGUCAUUUACUUGAUCUAGAAUUAAUGUGGAUUGACUAGGGCUGUGCUCCCAAGCAACAAGAUGCUGAGAGCAAUUAUGCUCUUUUAGUAGAAAUAAUUAAAUUUAGAGUCUAGUUAGUGAAAAUAAUUUGUCUG